Messenger RNA from Salvelinus sp. IW2-2015, 1794 nucleotides. The record is from RefSeq and is a predicted model, not a curated record. NCBI's taxonomy places the organism in Eukaryota, Metazoa, Chordata, Actinopteri, Salmoniformes, Salmonidae.
CAGGCUCAUGUCUUUACAGUAGGGCUACCGCGUCAUUAUCAUGUCUAUCGCCGUAGAGGAGCAUCUACCGCAUUGAAGACGGUGCUCACGCGGGCUGCCGGUGCUUUAUGACUCAGCGUUCAUAUGGACCAACAAAAAGCAAGCACAUUGCCUUUGCACCUUAAUAAUAGCCUGUAGUUGUAGUAGUAUUACGACAGACGAGAAUUGGUGUUAUUUAUAUUGCAUUUCAAAUUUUGUCAUUAAAAAUAUAUAUUAUUGAAGAAUCAUGGAUCAGUUUCGUGGUUUGUUUGUGAAACUAGACAAGAAUAACGACGGGUCUAUAUCAGUAGAAGAACUUCACAAUGAGAUGAAAAAAACGGGAAUUAUGGCUGCAGAUCAGAAGGCUCAGACUGUCGUUAAUAACUAUGACAGAAACAAGGAUGGACGUCUAGAUUAUGAAGAAUUUCUAAGCUAUAUGAGGGACAGAGAGAAGAAAUGGAGAAUUCAUUUCAUGGCCCUUGACAAGAAUAAAUGCGGGGUCAUUGGCCAGGAGGAAAUCAUAGAUCUAUUUAAGGAGUUAGGAGUGAACAUAUCAAAGCCGAAUGCAAAAAGAAUUAUACAAAUGAUGGAUGGGGACAGUUCUAUGACCGUGGACUGGGGAGAGUUCCUGCAGCAUGUCAUCCUCAACCCUGCAGAGAACCUGGGAGAACUGGUCACUUCAUGGAAACACACUCUGGUGUUUGAUGUGGGUGAGAGCCGGACCAUGCCCCUGGAGCUGCCCCCGGACCUGUCAGCAGGCUCAGGGGAAUGGAGGAGUUUCGUCCUGGCUGCAGGACUGGCCGACGCCGUGUCCAGAACCCUGACUGCUCCUAUCGACCGCCUCAAGACACAACUACAGGUGUACGGAUCCAAGGCGUCCGCCCAGGGAUUCAGAGAGCUGAAGGCCGGUGGUGUGAGGUCUAUGUGGCAGGGGAACGUUGUGAACGUGCUGAAGGGAACCCCUCAGUCAACUCUACAGUGUCUCAUCUACGCUCAGAUGAGGGUGUACACCCAGGGCUGGCAGCAGGAGAGCCUGUCAGUACAGCAGAGGUUUGGGCUGGGCUGUGUAUCUGGGGCGGUGGCUCAUGCUGUCUUCUACCCUCUAGAGGUGCUAAAGGUGAGACUGAACCUAUGGGCAGGUACCUACAGCGGGGUGGUGCAGUGUGCCCGCUCCAUCUACAGGAAUGAGUCUGCCGCAUCCUUCUACAGGGGCUUCAGACCAAGUAUCCUCUGUAUGAUUCCCUACGCUGGGGUGGAGUGUGCCGUUCACCAGGUCAGACAGCCUAACACUCUAUCACAUCUGUAUGUCCAUAACAGGCUAUUCUUACUUCCUUGUCUUACAGCUUUCAGUUCAACUUCACCCACAACAUUUCUUCAGGGGUUCACAGGCAUCUAUGAGAGACAUGGACUACGAGGAUACUACAAUGGGAUGGGGACCAGUUUCAUCCGGGCGAUUCCAUGUGCUCUGUUAAACUACACCCUGAUGAAGAAACUAGACGCAAUGUUUUCCUGAUUUCAGAGUCAUAGUCAAUUAUAAUUUGUUGUAUGUUUUUGUGACUGAUUUUAUGUAAUACUCUGUACACAACAACAACCUUCAAACUUGACGCCGUUGUCCAUAAACUGUCCCAAAAUACUUCAAAUCGCAAUGAACUACCAAAUAGAACUAACAAAUAUACUACCAAAGGACUGUUAUUGGAGGGCUGAUUGCGGCCCAAUCUCCAGCCUGACCAAUCCUUCGUUGACCCCUUCAUUGUCAUUAAAUCAGUGUGAAGUAUC